Messenger RNA from Elephantulus edwardii (Cape elephant shrew), 3078 nucleotides. RefSeq names its product HECT and RLD domain containing E3 ubiquitin protein ligase 5 (gene HERC5). Gene Ontology annotation, molecular function: ubiquitin protein ligase activity; ISG15 transferase activity. The transcript has 23 exons. The coding region runs from base 1 to 3078 and encodes 1025 amino acids. The record is from RefSeq and is a predicted model, not a curated record. Lineage: Eukaryota; Metazoa; Chordata; Mammalia; Macroscelidea; Macroscelididae. Gene Ontology annotation, biological process: ISG15-protein conjugation; ubiquitin-dependent protein catabolic process; regulation of defense response to virus.
AUGGCACCCAAGCCCCACCGGAGAUUGUCCGAAGCCGCGCGCCCCGCGCCCCCGUCGUCCUCCUCGACCCGCUCCAGCGCGCCCCGCGGCGCCACUGCUUCCGAAUCGCAAGGCUCCCAGCUCUGGCUGUUCCCUGCUCGCGAGAACCUGCGCGCCUCGCUGUCCGAGCGAUGCCUGGAGACGCGCCAGCUCAGCUGUGCGCACGGCCGCCUGGCGGUGCUGGAGCGCGGCGGCACGGGCGUCCGGAUGCACGACCUGCCGGCGGGUAACGACGGCGCCGGGCUGCCGAAUUAUAUUAAACUAGGAAAUAAAAUUAAGAUAUAUUCUAUGGACCAAGGAGCAAACCACAUGAUUAUUCUGUCAUCAGAGGGUGAAGCGUAUGAGUACAGCAUAAACGACGCAAGGCUUCGUUGUGUUGUGAAAGAAAAAAUUAUAAUUCAAAUAGCAUGUGGAGAUGAUUAUUCCCUUGCACUCUCCAAAGGUGGUGAGCUGUUUGCUUGGGGAAACAACUGCCAUGGCCAGCUGGGACUAGGAGAAAAAAUUGAAUCAGCUUAUUUACCACAGACUGUGACACAUCUUCUUGGAAUCCCUUUGGCUCAGAUAUCUGCAGGAGAAGCCCACAGCAUGGCCUUGUCGAUGUCUGGAAAUAUUUAUUCCUGGGGAAAAAAUAAUCUUGGACAACUAGGCCUGGGACACACCAAAGAUGAAGUGUUUCCUUCUUUUAUUGAAGAACUGGAGGACCAGAAAGUAGAAUUUCUUUCUUGUGGGGGUUCUCACACUGCUCUUCUCACAAAGGAUGGGCUGGUGUUUACUUUUGGUGCUGGAGAAUACGGGCAGCUUGGUCACCAUUCAACACAGAACGAACUAAGACCCCGUUUGGUGACUGAGCUCAUUGGGAAGAGAGUGACCCAGAUAGCAUGUGGAAGGUCCCACACACUUGCCUAUGUUCCUGAUUUGGAAAAGGUCUUUGCUUUUGGUUUCGGGCAAGAAGGACAACUGGGAAACAGUGGAACCAAAAAUCAGCUGAUACCACUUCCCAUGAAAUUGUCAGCAAACGAAGAACUCAGACUUGAACACUGCACCUCAGAAAAGGAGUUAAUAAUGAUUGCUGGAGGAAAUCAAAGUAUUUUGCUCUGGAUUAAAAAAGAGAAUUCUUAUGUUAAUCUGAGAAGGAAAAUUCCUACAUUGAAUGAAAACACUGCAAAGAGAUGGAAUGAAGAUGUGGGAACCAAACAAUGGCAGAGUACAAAAAGGGAAAUCAGAGAUAUAUUUUCAUCUGCUGCUUGUGUUACUGGAAGUUUUUUAAAGGAAAGAAUUGGUACAGGAAAGAAGUCCUUUAAUUCAGAUGUAAAUAAAGCAAGAGACAUUUUUAAGACAUUAACACAGAAGGACUCCAUUAAUAGCACGAUUGCCACCCAUGUCAAGGAAAAUCUGUUCACAAACCUACCUUUGAGUACUCCACACGGAGAAGCUUUAGAAAUUUUCCUCCUGCUCCCAGAAUAUCUUGUGACUCAGGAUUCUCACACUUGGGACAGUCUGGGGAUACUAUAUGCAAAGGCUGUUAAUACAAUCAGCAAGAAAUCUUCAGAAAUUCUGGAGUCAUUUUGGGCAUCAUUGGAAAAAUCCACUUUUGAAAAACUGAUCAAAAUAUUUCAAAAGGGUAUCAUCACUAUUUGUUCUGAAACUGGUGAAGAUCACAAGUCUAUUAAAACACUCCUCAAAAUGUUGAAAAAGCUGUACAUGAAGCAUUCUCAGCCUUCUGAGGACUGCACCUGCUCAGGAGCCCUUGGUGGGGCGGAUCUGCUGCCUCCAGAGCAUCACCGGCCUCCAGGUGCGCAGGAUGGCACUGGCCCUGCAGAGAGUGACCGCGAGCAGGGCACCUCAAAAAAGCAUUCACCUUAUGCCAUAUUCAGCCACUUCCCAUUUGUCUUAUGUAGUCUGUCUAAAGCCAAGUUGUUACAUGCUCAAUCAAAAUUAGAAAUGAAGAACUCAGUUUUUAUAAUAUUGAAAGGACCAAGAAACUUAGCAUCUGUGUCAUCUGCCUCUCAACUAAUGAUCAGAAGGCGCAACUUAGUUGAGGAUACUUUUGCUCAAGCAGAUUGGUUUGAGAAGCAAUUACUGUGGAGGGCAUUACAGGUUUCGUUUAGUGGAGAACCACAAGAUAACUGUAACUUUCAAAGAGCUCAGAAAGAGUUCUUUCAAAGCAUGUUUCAACAGCUGUCUAAACCAGAAUAUGGGAUGUUCUUUUAUCCUGAAGAUGCUUCCUAUAUGUGGUUUCCUGUAAAGCCUAAAUUUAAGAAGAGGAGAUACUACAUAUUUGGACUACUAUGUGGACUCUGCGUAUAUAAUUUAAAUGUCGCCAAUCUUCCUUUUCCUCUGGCGCUGUUUAAGAAACUUCAAAACCUACCACCAUCAUUGGAAGACUUGAAAGAACUAUGUCCUUUUUUGGGAAGGUAUUUACAGGCACUUCUGAAGGAUGAAAGCAAGAGCUCUGAAGAAGUAUUUUCUAUCUAUUUUAAUAUUCAUUGGAACAAUACAGAUGUUGAAGUAAUUCAAAAUGGAAAUCACAUUAUGGUCAACCAGACUAACAAGAAAAUGUAUGUUUCAAAGUGUAUUGACUACAUUUUUAACACCUCUGUAAAAGAUGUUUAUGAAGAAUUUCAGAAAGGAUUUUUUAAAGUGUGUGACAAAGAUGUUAUUGGAAUUUUCAAACCUGAAGAACUAAUGUAUGCAGUAACUAGAAAUACAGACUAUAACUGGAUAACAUUUGAAAAGAAUGCCAUUUAUGAACAAGAAUACAGCAGAUUACAUCCCACUAUAGUAAUGUUUUGGGAUGCUUUACACACAUUGACUGUGGAAGAAAAGAAAAAAUUCUUUGUAUUUUUUACAGGAACUGACAGACUACCAACUAACAGUUUAAGGAACAUGAUAAUAACAUUUCGCUGCCCUGAAACUACUAAUGAAAAUAUGCCCAUAACUGUACACACCAAUUUUAGUGUCCUCAUUCUCCCUAAAUAUUCAACAAUGACACGGAUGAAAGAAGCACUUGAAGUAGCCAUCAGCAAUAAGAGAAUUUAG